UUACAGAUAUGUCGUUUGUUUCUGUUUGCUAAGCAUUAGCUAGUUAAAUGCAAUAACACAAAAUACUGCGAUUUUUAAACAAAUGUAUAUAUUAUUCUAAUGGUGGAGCCUGUGUUGUGUUUCGCAUGCGUCCAGUAUGAGCGGGGGCUUGGCACCAAGCAAGAGCACUGUGUAUGUGUCUAACCUGCCUUUCUCUCUGACCAACAAUGACUUACACAAGCUAUUCACCAAAUACGGAAAAGUUGUAAAGGUUACAAUCGUUAAGGAUAAAGACACUCGCCAGAGUAAAGGGGUGGCUUUUGUUCUCUUCCUGGACAGAGAAUCAGCACAUAACUGUGCAAGAGCAGUAAACAACAAACAGCUGUUUGGCAGAACAGUGAAAGCGAGCAUUGCAAUCGACAACGGACGAGCAGCUGAGUUCAUAAGGAGGCGGAACUACACAGACAAGUCUAAAUGUUAUGAAUGUGGGGAUUCAGGUCAUCUGAGCUACGCAUGCCCCAAAAACAUGCUCGGAGAGAGGGAACCUCCGAAGAAGAAAGAAAAGAAAAAGAAGAAAAAGGCUCAACAACCUGAGCAUGUCGAAGAAGAAGAAGAAGAAGAAAGUGAAGAAGAAGGAGAGGAUCCAGCCUUAGAUAGUCUGAGCCAAGCCAUAGCUUUUCAGCAAGCCCGUAUUGAGGAAGAGGAGGAGAAGCAGAGGAAGCGGGCACUUCUGUCACAAGAGGGCGAUGCACACGCUUCAACAUCCUCCGAUUCUAAGAAACCAAGGAUCAAGAAGAGCGCAUACUUCAGUGACGAGGAGGAGCUCAGUGACUAAAAAUUAUAAUACAUAUUUUGGAUUUCACCAAAAUGUUUGGUGAAUAUGGAUUUAGUUUUUUAAAGGCAUUUUGUAUUACAGUUAGGCUCAAUUUUUUUCCUUCUUGUACAUAGUACUGAGACAUUUUAUGUUUCAAUAAAUACUGUGUAAUUGUUCUUGGUUUGGCAGAUAAUUGUGUGUGUGUAUGAUUUAUUUUAUUUUAUUGUUUAUUUUUUAAAUGUCAGUCAAUAAAGCUUUUCUUAAUGACAAACCAGAUUAAUUGUUGGUUAUUCCAGCGUCAACAACAAAAUCAAAUAAAGAAUGCCAAAGAAAAAAGGAGGUUAUUGACUACUUUUAGUUCAAUUAAGUAAAUGGCAAUAGUUUGGUUAACAAAGCUGAUGAUUAAAAAAAAUGUAUUUCUUAAUCACUGAUCAAUUUACUGGUUGGAUUGUUUUUACAUAUAUGUAUAAAUUUGUCUAUGAAAUAUCAAAAGUCAUGAGAAUUGUGUGUCAGGUCAACAUAAUUUUGUG
Molecule: messenger RNA, 1323 nt
Organism: Xiphias gladius (swordfish)
Lineage: Eukaryota; Metazoa; Chordata; Actinopteri; Istiophoriformes; Xiphiidae
Gene: zcrb1
Product: zinc finger CCHC-type and RNA binding motif 1
Exons: 8
Coding region: 137-814 (225 amino acids)
Biological process (GO): mRNA splicing, via spliceosome
Cellular component (GO): U12-type spliceosomal complex
Molecular function (GO): RNA binding; zinc ion binding
Source: RefSeq, a predicted model, not a curated record